Pocillopora verrucosa is the source of this 5763-nucleotide messenger RNA. NCBI's taxonomy places the organism in Eukaryota, Metazoa, Cnidaria, Anthozoa, Scleractinia, Pocilloporidae. The record is from RefSeq and is a predicted model, not a curated record.
AUGGGAUUAAAUAAGCGCCCUGUGCGGCACCCUUCGCUGACCCCUUUGCUUAUUUGCUUUCUUGUGGUUUUCAUUACAGAACGAAACACUCAUUCUGGACGACCUUUUUUACCUGACAACGAUCACGUUACUCAGUCGGCUUUGUAUCCCAUCCUCCAGUCAGCCUAUCGACUUGGUCAUAGCACAGAGACUGCCCUAUUGAAGAUACAGAAUGACAUACUAGCUGCAAUGGACAAUCAACGAGUUACUCUUUUGGUAUUACUAGACCUGAAUGCAGCAUUUGACACGAUUGACCACCAAGUGUUGUUGAAUCACCUGUGCGUGACGUAUGGAAUUACAGGUACCGCUCUUAAAUGGUUUCACUCGUAUUUAUCAAACACAAAACAGCGAAUCCUGAUUAACGGGAGCUAUUCGAGUGACUUUGAUCUGCCUCAAGGGGUACCUCAAGGAUCAUGUCUUGGUCCCUUGCUCUUCACGUUGUACGCAAGUAAGCUCUUCGAUGUUGUUGAAUCCCAUCUCCCUAACGUUCACUCAUACGCUGAUGAUACGCAGCUCUAUAUCUCAUUUAAGCCGGAUGGUUCUGCUACUGAGACGGAUGCUGUUGACGCUCUACAAGCUUGCAUCAGGGACAUAAGAACCUGGAUGGUCCAAGACAAACUUCGGCUGAACGAUGCUAAGACCGAGUUUCUUAUUAUAGGUACACACGCACAGUUAAAUAAGGUUAUGAUAAGUGACUUGCAAGUAGAUCUAUGGUCAUCCUGUAAAGAUGGUGCUACCUGCUACAGAUCCAGCCAAUCUGGAUCAGUCUGCUACUGCUAUUUAGGAUAUACUACAAUCGAGAGUAAUGGAAGCGCAAAUCCGUGCUCAAAGAAUCCUUGCAAGAAUGGUGGAACUUAUAACAGCAGUUCUGAGGACUUCAAAUGCAGAUGUCGCUGGGGAUUCUCUGGAAAUGGUUGUUCCAUUGAGGAGUGCCAUAGACCUCUGGGUAUACAGAGCGGUAAAAUCGAAGAUUGGCAGAUCACUAUACGACCCUUUCGUAAUGACAGAUAUGAGCUCAGACCUUGGAGACUGGUGCUUGAAGCGACAGGAGGAAGGGAGGAAGCUUGGAAACCCUACUGGAGCUAUAGAGGUCUAUGGUUUCAGGUCUACCUCCAUGAUGAAUACACAUGGGUAACUAGGAUAGCGACACAAGGAAGUGUGACGAAAUACAAGCUGCUUUAUUGGGGAUACAGAGUUCGGACUAGGUGGUACAGGGAAAUAGGACAAAGAUAUGCAAAGGAAUUCUUUGGAAAUAAACACGAAAACACUGUUGUUCAUAACAUUUUUGAGACACCCAUCAGAGCUAGCGUCUUCCGUAUCUAUCCAUUGACUUGGAGAAGAACGAUAGAGAUGAGGCUGGAGCUUUAUGGUUGUAAAGACGUAUGUUUGUACAAGCCAUGUAAGAAUGGAGGCACAUGCGUUUCUGAUUAUAUCAACGGGAACUACACAUGCUUUUGUCCUGAUAGAUUCUACGGUGAUACCUGCAGAUUAGGUGACUUAUGCAAGCUUAGUAAUCCUUGCUUAAAUGGAGGUAACUGCUCAGCAGUAAGAUCCUGGCCUUAUUUCAAAUGCACAUGUCCUUUCAAUUACACCGGUUUCGACUGUGGAUUCGGGAUAGGUGAUCCAUGCAAUAAUAGCUUUUGUCUUCACAAUGGUGCUUGUGAGCGUAUAGAGUCCUGGCCGUACAGUCGAUGUGAUUGUACUUCUGGAUACGAUGGUUUUAAUUGUGGAACCCACAUAGUUGAUGCGUGUUUCGCCAACCCUUGCCUGAAUAAUGGAACCUGUACACUAAAUAAUAACUCACUGGGUUUUGAAUGUAGCUGCCCUUUAGGGUACAUUGGAUUUAAUUGUGGCUUUCAAGCAGGCAAUCCGUGUUCAAAUAACUCUGAACCUUGCAAAAAUGGCGGAAACUGUACGCAGGAGAGUAAUAUCCUGGGAUACACAUGCAAAUGCACAUCGGAGUAUAUUGGGUUUAACUGUGGCUUUAUGAAAGACGAUCCUUGUUUUCCUAACCCUUGUCGAAACGGUGGAAAUUGCUUUAGGGAAGAUGGUCUGAAGGAUUUCAUUUGCAAUUGCACCUUUGGAUUUAUUGGUAAAAGAUGUGAGAGCGAGAUUGUUCAUGGGAAUUGGAGUCACUGGACACCAUGGCCGAACUGUAACAAGCCGUGUAAUAACGGAACACGAACAAGGAGGCGUGCAUGUGAUAACCCUAGGCCAGCUUUUGGUGGAAAAAGAUGCGAAGGGUUAACCUUUGAGUCUGAACGCUGUAACCAAGAAAAGUGUCCAGCCGAGAAUGUAAAAUACCAGGUUAAGUUAAGAGGUGAAACAUGGGAAUAUUCUCUUGCGGAGCUAGGAAGUACAAAAUACGCGGAACUUGCGGAUAGAAUCAAAAAAGCUGUUGAGGACUUUUACCACAAGAGGGAUGAAAAUGUUAAAGUUGACAAGCUAAAGUUCAAGAAAGGAAGUGUAAUUUGUAGUUUUAACGUCACCUACGAGAGCAUAGACUCGCUACAGAUCGUCUCUUUCCUGGAGGAAAUAGCAGGAGGAUUACUGGGAGAUAUUCCAGUUGCGUUAGACAAGAUCGAAACCAGUAACGUACCCCAACAAGCUCCUGUGGAUUUGAAAGCCAAUAGCUCCAAAUCGACGAGUAUUGUCAUAAAGUGGAGGCAAAAUCAUUCCUUCCCAACUCUGGGUAAUAUGAUUGUCUACAAAGAAGCUAACAAAAAGUUCAAGACUAACACCACGAAGUCAGUUCCACUCAAUGCAUCUGAAGCGAUGCUGGAGGAUUUGAAAAAAUUCACAAAUUAUACCAUCCGUGUGUUUGCCUUUUCAAGUAAUGGUAAUGGGGUGCCAAGUGAUGCUGUCACUGUAAGAACUCAAGAAGAUGUGCCAAGUGAGCCACCCCCUGACAUUGUUGUCAAAUCAACAAGUUCAAGUACAAUUCAUGUGUCCUGGGGGCCGAUCAGCCAAGCUUUCGUACACGGGAUACUUAUGGGGUACGAAGUUAGUUACACAAAGGAUGACGAGUCAUCAGCAUGGGACAACAAGACACUUGAUGCCAACGCACAUGAAACAGUUUUAAGUGACCUGGAAUAUUUCACUCCGUACAAAGUUGUGAUCUGCGCGAGAACAUCUCAAGGAUGUGGAAAAAAUGUCUCUCGCAAUGCAACCACAUUUGGUGAUGUACCCAGUAAGCCUCCACAAAACGUGACAGCUGAGAGAUUAAAGGCUGCAGAAUCCAUCAACGUCACCUGGAAUGAAGUGCCGUUUGGUCACGUGAAUGGUCUGUUGAUGGGAUAUUCCAUAAAGUACCGAAGAGUGAAAACAGCUGAGAAAAAUGUAGUUCACUUGGAGGAGACGGCCAUAGCAAAAUCAACUGAUCUCUGGAUAGUACUCAAUGUUCAAACCUACUCGGUUUAUAAAAUCGAAGUGGCGGCUUUUACUCAAAAGGGCCUGGGGCCUUAUAGUGAAUAUAUCUAUGGUGAAACCUGUCGCUGUCCAAAGACUCUUUACACGAACUAUUGGUCAACUCCGCCGUAUCUAAAAGUGAAUCUAAAAGGAAACACUCUGGAUGGCAUUUUUAGUCACAUUGUCACAGAUAUGAUUUAUACAGCUUGUGGAGAGUGUCCUGCAUACGGUUUCACCGAAAUCAACUUGGCUUCAAACGGAAAUGGACAGCGAUCCGGCAAGGAAAGCCUUGUAGACGUUCUUGGUGACAUCGAUGAAGUUCCACAAAUAAGUUUUCCAAUCUACGGCAACAGAUACGUAACAAGAUUUGGGGGCGUUCACCCUUAUGUCAACCUUGUGGAGUCCCCUGGGUUGGCUUUUGUCGCCGCCAAGAGGACUCCAGGAGCAGCUGCAAGAAACAUUGUAAGCGCUGUGCUUUCGUGCUUUCCACUGGUACUACUGUCUGCAUGUAUGGCCUUUCUUUCCGGGUUCAUUAUAUGGCUUUUGGAUAUGAAGAACAACUCAGAUCAGUUUCCAGCCUGUUUUAGCAAAGGUAUCGGCGAAGGAUUCUGGUGGUCGUUCGUCUCCAUGACUACCGUUGGCUAUGGAGACCGUUUCCCCUGUUCUGUUCCUGCCCGUAUUUUUGGUAUCGCAUGGACCCUCACUGGAAUCGUUAUUAUCUCAAUUCUUACCAGUGCGAUUGCGUCGGCGCUGACGAUUGUCAACGUUCCAUACCCAAUAAAAUUGUACGGUGCAAAGAUCGGAGCAAUUCAAAACUCCACGGAACAUCGAAUUGGCACCCUAAAGAAUGCAAGAAUAAAUGAAGAAAAGAACUAUAAAAAUCUUGAAGAAAUUCGUGCAGCGCUCGAAGAUGGAGAAAUUGAGGGUGCCCUUAUAGACACGUACGUUGCUGCAGAUCACAAGAGCGAACUUUUCAGUGACAGAAUCUAUGUGAAGCAGAUUUUGGACCAACCACUUGGCUAUGGAGUUGUUCUUUCAGGAGCAGCAGUGAAUGUGGAGCAGAGAUGUCGGGACUUCAUCAACCUGCACAUGAGUAAUAUAUUCCACAUGAUAACCAUCUCGACAAUGACACUUGAUCCUGCUCCUCCAGAUGAAAAUGUGGAAUCAAGUACAGACUUGUUCGACGGUUCCUCCGUUAUGUUCCGCAUGGCCUUAGCUUCCUUGUGUGGAAUGCUUGGAUUAGCAAUCAUUGCUGGGAUAACUUACCACUAUCUGAUUUUCGUUCCACACCAAAAGAGAGUUGACAGGCUAAAAGCAUCUUCAUCCCAACUUGCUCAGAAAAAAGCCCUAGUUGCAGAAAUGAGAGAUUUUGUACGCAUAUUUCACUCACAGAUGUCCACUCGAAUAUCUUCAGAGAUCGAUAAGUGUAAACAAGUAUUAAGAGACAUAAGAGAGGAAAGAAACAUUUCUAAACAAGGCGGUGCACUUUUAUUAAACAAUGUUAAAACUAAUCCAAUCUACUCAGAUGCGUCUGAGGGAUGUGAUUCCGUUGUGGCACAGCGACCUUUUGUAUUCAAAUCAGCGAAGAGUAUUGAAGAGCUUAACAAACAUAACACUUUUGUAAACACUGCUGCCCUAAAUUCUUCCGGAGAAAACUUGAGCCUUGAGAGUGACUCUGAUAACUGUACGAAAUGAAGUAACUUUGUGUUAGGUUACACGAAGAACUCAAUAAUAUAAUGACGACAAAGCUCAGAUCAGUUGAUGGAUAAGAUGGUGUUCAUGUUGCUAUGGUAAUUUUACAGGGUUUAGGAGAUGUUUAUAGCGGUGGUCUUUGACAGUUAGGCAUUCUAUGUUAUUUCGAUCUUUCACCGUGACGCGACAAGCAUUAAUAGUAUAGAUUUAUUGAAGCUGUUUAAGUAACUCCAAGAGCAUUUGCUUUGAAAUAAACGAGACUUAUUUCUAUUUCUAAUCAUAAUAAUUAGGCACUGUAUUUAUUAGUGAUCUUUUGCCGUAAGACGAGAACGAUCAACAGUAAAGAUUUAUUGUAGCUCUAUGAAUAGCUCCUUGAGCGUUUGCUCUGAAAUAAGCAAGACUUUCUAUUUGUAAUCAUUAGGCAUUGUAUUUAUGAGUGAUCCUUAGCCGUAAGACGACAACGAUUAAAAGUAAAGAUUAAUUGUAGUUCUAUGAAUAGCUCCUUAAGCAUUUGCUUUGAAAUAAACGAGACUUAUUUCUAUUUGUAAUCACAAUAACUGGGCAUUGUAUUUGUUAGUGAUCUUUUGCCGUAAGACGACAACGAUUAAUAGCAAACAUUUUUUG